UAGGCCUGGCUAGUUAUAAUCACCAUCGCUUCCUUUCGCUGCCCUGCAAAUCGUCCUCUUCUUGCUUUCUGUUCUUCUCAUCGCCGGCCACCAAUCGCUUCCAGCUUUGAAAGCUUUCUUACCCUUUUGUUCACCGUCUAUUUGAUUCGUUCAUACAUUAUACACGCCAGAGAAGCUUCAGUCUUUCUUCAUAGAUAUAUUUCCCAUUUCAAAAUGGCGUCAUUCGAGUACAAUAGAGCAUGGGGAGUUAUUUUGCCUGUUCUCUUCUUGAUCUCAUCGAAUUCGCCAAGCUGGGUUCUUGGAGCUCCUCAAGUGCCGUGUUACUUCAUAUAUGGGGAUUCCCUCGCUGAUAAUGGGAACAACAACGAUCUCGAGACUCAGGCCAAAGCGAAUUAUCCUCCUUAUGGGAUUGACUUCCCCGACAGAGCCACCGGAAGGUUCACCAAUGGCCGCACCUCCGUCGAUAUCAUUGCCGGACUCCUGGGGUUUGACAGAUACAUUCAACCCUUUGCAUCUGCAAAAGGGAGCGAGAUACUCAUCGGUGUGAAUUAUGCAUCCGGUGGGUCGGGCAUUCGAGACGAAACAGGACAGCAACUGGGUGAUCGAAUCAGCUUGAACCAUCAAUUGCAAAACCAUUUGGUCACAAUCUCGCGCGUCAGAGACAUGUUGGGAUCGAAUGCUACGGCAUACUUAAACAAGUGCAUAUACACGGUAGGAAUGGGAAGCAACGAUUACAUCAACAACUACUUCAUGCCAGACGUAUAUCAAACCAGCAAGCUUUACACACCUGAGCAAUACGCCGAUGUACUAAUCAAGCAAUACCAACAACAGUUGAAGACAUUGUAUUCCUAUGGAGCAAGGAAGGUGGCAAUAUUUGGAUUAAGUGUGAUAGGUUGCGCCCCAGCAGAAAUUUCAAGAUUUGGGACCAACGGAUCUCUGUGCGUCGACAAGAUCAACAGUGCGGUUAUGUUAUUCAACGACAGGCUCAAACCUCUCGUUGAUGAACUGAAUCGCAACCUGGCCGAUGCUAAGUUCACCUACAUAGACUUUUUUGGAAUCUCCACUGCUGGACUUCCAGCUCUUCGAGUUGCAAGUUCAACCUGUUGUAAGGUUCGGGAGGAUGGCAUGUGCAUUCCCUUCGAAACUCCAUGCUUUAUUAGGUUGUUACACGCCUUCUACGAUGGAAUUCACCCCACAGAGAUAGUGAAUUUGGUGUUUGGUGCAAUGGCUUACAAAGCUUUACUUUCUUCUGAUGCUUACCCUAUUGAUAUUCAUCAUCUUGCGAUGCUCUGAAGAAGAAAAUAGUGAGAUUAAGUGCUCAUGUGUGCAUAUUUGUUCAAAAAGUUUCAAUUGAUAUUGGUCUAGUUGUUCAAUAAAAUCUCCAAAACAG
Molecule: messenger RNA, 1390 nt
Organism: Eucalyptus grandis
Lineage: Eukaryota; Viridiplantae; Streptophyta; Magnoliopsida; Myrtales; Myrtaceae
Product: GDSL esterase/lipase At5g45670-like
Exons: 5
Coding region: 214-1293 (359 amino acids)
Molecular function (GO): hydrolase activity, acting on ester bonds
Source: RefSeq, a predicted model, not a curated record